This is a messenger RNA of Podarcis raffonei (Aeolian wall lizard), 2788 nucleotides long. RefSeq names its product zinc finger protein OZF-like. Bases 66 to 1286 code for a protein of 406 amino acids. The record is from RefSeq and is a predicted model, not a curated record. Lineage: Eukaryota; Metazoa; Chordata; Lepidosauria; Squamata; Lacertidae. Gene Ontology annotation, biological process: central nervous system development; regulation of transcription by RNA polymerase II. Gene Ontology annotation, cellular component: nucleus. Gene Ontology annotation, molecular function: RNA polymerase II cis-regulatory region sequence-specific DNA binding; DNA-binding transcription factor activity, RNA polymerase II-specific. The transcript has a single exon.
UCUCGUUUUCCUUUUUUAGCCUGAAAAACGUAUUUUCCAAAGAAAUUCCCACCGCCGGAGAACAAAUGAGUGACAGCAAAGAGGAGGCCACCGAGACGAAAACCCCCAACCUCAUGGAAGCAUGUGGGCCCUUGCUGGAGGCGCCCGACGGCCUUUCCGGCUUUCACGACAUGGAAGGCAUCUGCGAGAUCAGCCACCUCCCGGAAGGCCCGCCGAGCCUCCUCCCCGUCUUGGACGAAGGCGGCUCAGUCGAAGGGACGUCGUACAUCUGCACCGAAUGCGGGAAGAGCUUCUGCAGCAUCUCGAGCCUCAUCAGCCACCAGAAGAGGAACCACUCGGGGGAGAAGCCCUACAAGUGCUCCGACUGCGGGCGCAGCUUCCACCAGAGUUCGGACCUGGUGAAGCAUGAGCGGAUCCACACGGGCGAGAAGCCGUACCAGUGCUCGGUGUGCGAGAAGCGCUUCAACCAGCGCUCCUACCUGAUCGUCCACGAGCGCUUCCACACGAAGGAGAAGCCCUACAAGUGCUUCCUGUGCGGCAAGAGCUUCUGCUCCAACGCCCACCUCAUGACGCACCAGAGGACCCACACGGGCGAGAGGCCUUACCAGUGCCCCGACUGCGGGAAGCGCUUCAGCACCAGCUCGAACUUCGUCAACCACAAGAAGACCCACACGGAGGAGAAGCCAUUCAGCUGCUCCCUCUGCGAGAAGAGCUUCAAGCGCAGCUCGAACCUCAUCCAGCACGAGCGGACCCACACGGGCGAGAGGCCCUACACCUGCUUGACGUGCGGGGAGAGCUUCGCGUCCAACUCGGGCCUGGUGAAGCACCAGAGGAGCCACACGGGCGAGAGGCCGUACAAAUGCUCCUACUGCGGCAAGAGCUUCAGCCAGAGCAUGAUCCUCACGCAGCAUGAAAGGACCCACACGGGCGAGAAGCCCUGCAAGUGCCUCGUCUGCGGAAAGAGCUUCCGCUCCAGCUCCGACCUCGUCAAGCACAAGAGGACCCACACGGGCGAGAAGCCCUACAAGUGCUCGCUGUGCGGGAAAAGCUUCACCACCAGCUCGGACGUGGUGAAGCACGAGCGGACCCACACGGGCGAGAAGCCCUACAAGUGCGGCACCUGCGGGAAGAGCUUCAGCCAGAGCGCACACCUCAUGCAGCACCAGAGGAUCCACACGGGGGAGAAGCCGUACAUGUGCCUCGUCUGCGGGAGGUGCUUCACCUGCAGCGCGCACCUCGUGGUCCAUAAAAGAACCCAUAAAGACCGGGAGGCUUUGCAAGCCUAAAUUGUUUUGGUCUUUAGGGGGCUUUUUUGAGGGGUGUGGGGAGUGCUUCCUGUGGGGAAUGGAAACGGCUUUACUCCCCGGUCUGACAUAGUUGAGCAGCAGAGAUCCCAUGCAAAAAAAAGAGAGGAAAUCUUAGGAGCACAGCUGUCAACUUUUCCCUUUUCUUGCAAGGAAUCCUAUUUGGAAUAAGAGAAUUUCCCUUAAAAAAGGGGAAACGUUGACAGCUAUGCUUAGGAGCGUACUAUGCAGUUUCUUAAACCAGACUUUUAUAAAAACAAUGUGGAGCCUGUUUUUAGAGGAGUGUGUGAAGCAGAAAUAUUUAGUACAGUGGUACCUCGGGUUACAUACGCUUCAGGUUACAGACUCCGCUAACCCAGAAAUAGUACCUCGGGUUAAGAACUUUGCUUCAGGAUGAGAACAGAAAUCGCGCAGCGGCGGCGUGAGGCCCCAUUAGCUGAAGUGGUGCUUCGGCGGGAAGGUAAACAGCAUUUCCGUGCGCUGUUCUGGUUCGCCAGAAGCGGCUUAGUCAUGCUGGCCACAUGACCUGGAAGCUGUAUGCCAGCUCCCUCGGCCAGUAAAGCGAGAUGAGCGCCGCAACCCCAGAGUCGGCCACGACUGGACCUAAUGGUCUGGGGUCCCUUUACCUCGGGUUACAGACGCUUCAGGUUACAGACUCCGCUAACCCAGAAAUAGUACCUUGGGUUAAGAACUUUGCUUCAGGAUGAGAACAGAAAUCAUGUGGCAGCAGCAGCGGGAGGCCCCAUUAGCUAAAGUGGUACCUCAGGUUAAGAACAGUUUCAGGUUAAGAACGGACCUCCGGAACGAAUUAAGUACAUAACCAGAGGUACCACUGUAACCAAUUUAAUCGUAUUAUGCAUGGGGGCGAGGAAUCCUGCCCAGCUAGGAAAGAAGCCAUAACAUUUCCACACAGGCCUGUUCCUGUACUUCGCUGAGUAACGCAGGCGGUAACGCCAAAGUGAACCUGACCAGGUUUCUCGUCGCAGUCAGUAGACCCCCGGCCUGUUUUUAGGGCAAAUGGGGCGCCAUCCCACCAACCUCCAUCCUUGACAUGCGUUAUCACUUGCAUCCAGUCCAAGGGAUGGCGCUGUCUGUCGGCUUCUUCCUCCUUGGUCUCAGUGUGGCCCUUGUAGAACUCUGUAAGAGGGGAUCAAGGCCAUCGUUAGUUGGCUGUGCCUGUCGCUGGCUCUCUGGCGCCACCUACUGUCGGCCUCCCUGCCUUCCGCCCUACCAAUAUCAAUGGAACCCAGCGACACAUUCGUGCAAGGGAUCAGAGCAUAUAUUGUGCUAAGGCACUCUGGGUCAUGGGAUUUUGGGUGCGGAGGAGAGUUGCAGCUGCAAGAGCAACUGCAGGCGGGGAAGCAGCUACAGAAGCAAACCGUUGGUGCAAAAAAAUGAAUAAAUGGGUUUUUCAUGCAUUACUGUAUGUUAUUUCAUGGUAAUAAAUAGAUUGUUGUUUUGUGUGCAGGCCUUCUUUAUCAAGA